AAGAUAAAGGAUCGACAUACGAUGACAUUUGUCAAAAUUCUGGUUUUUGCAGGGAGUUGAUUAAUAUUUCCAUAUGUAUUCAAGAUUUAUACUGCCAUUUACGAAAUGUAAACUUUUCAAAUUACAUUUAAAGGCUAUUUUGUGACUAAAAAAAAACAACGUUACAUCAUUUAACGUUACAACACAUAACGACAAACAAACGCACUCUGUGUGCGGAGACAAACGUAAAUGAACACGUAAACCUUAUCAAUCAAGGUAUUUUAUAUCGACUGACUCAUUAAGACAAAAUAGAAACACUUCAGUGAAAAUGAAUAUUGUGACAGUCCUGCUUGGAUUUACUAUAGUGUCAUCGGCGUCUGCCGAGGUGACGGAAAUUUUUAUACAAGCAGAGGACAUGUUAGGGAACGUGUCCAGAGUUAAUCCCAGACGACAUGCAUCUGGGCAAAAAUCUGUUCACUUAUUCACUGGAGAUAGUUUAGAGACUGAACUGUGCUUUAAAUCUGACACGAAAUUCACAAUGAAUGAAGUAAGGUAUUCAAACGAUGGUCCUUCGGAUCGGAUACGCAUCACUUUAGACAAGCUCGUAGUGGACGAAUUCGAGACAGUUAUGGUCACAGACGGUGGAAGGGGUUGGGACAUUCUUCAAACUUACCAGAGUGGUGCUUCCACGGUUGUAGAAGGCCGUCAUUUUUUGAGUGUGACAGUCUUUGAAUCUGAUAAGUACGGUGUGGAAAUCGAUUUCAUUAAAUUUAGUGUUAACUAUUCUCAGACGCUGGACUCUUUAAGAUGUAAAUCAGUUUGUUUUAAAGACAUUACAUUCCCGUACUACAAACCUGUAGUGUCUCCAUUGGGUAGUGCGAGGGCUGUUCAACGAAGUGUCCAAACAAAAUGUGCCGAAGAGGACAAUAUAAAUAUACCGGUUUUUCAUGACAACGGCAAAGGGUUAAAUUUUGUUAUAACAGCAAGUUUACCUAAAUAUCGUUCAUUUAAUAACAGUCGAGGUCCUGACUGGACUGACUGCCAAAUGUAUGAUGCCUUUUGGAAGUAUAAAGACAUUAAUCUUAAUCACGGACAUAUUAGUCAAACAGGAACAUCUAGACUGCACAUUACCCAAGUUACACCAGGAUUUUUUGGAACAAGACAUAUUGGGAUCAUUGAAGUCGAUUUUGAACUUGAAGGGCCUAGUACAGGAUUGACAGAUUCUGAAAUUGGAGCAAUUAUUCAUCUACAAAAUAUCAAAUAUGAUGGCAUUCUGGCAUUCCAGUUUCAAUACUAUAAUAGAUACAAUGUCUGGUCUAACAAACAAGAAAAAAUUAUCAAAAACGCGGAAAGAAAUGUCAUGUUUAGAACACCCGAUUUUGCCUUUAGAGAGGGGAAAGGAAACAAAAUAAGGAUAGAGGUCUACGCAGAUUCGAAUUCUUUUAAUAACAUACUAAUUGGAGACGUUCGUAUGUAUAAGAGGACGCUAAAACCGGAUAAGAGCACACUCCUUUACACGGAUGGUGUGACAAUUAUAGAAGGAGUUGAUAAAGAUAUGUGGUGGCGGAUCAAUGAAACUAUGAGUGUUACAAUCAAAGGUGGAAAGCAAACAUUCAAUGACGUUGACUAUAUCAGAAUUUACCGAAGAGUUCCAUGGACGGACGUUGACUUUUCUCAAAUUUUUGUUCUCUAUCAAGACGCUAACGUGCGUCUUCUUCCUACAACUCCACAUGGAUUUGACUAUAUACCGUUCGGAUCAUCCGUUAUAAUUGGCCAAACCAACCCACUGUCGGACAGACCUUUCGCACCAAUUUCUCACGUUGACAUCGACCCAAAUUUGUUACAAGUUACUAUUUUCUUUAUGGACAGUAAUGUUGUAACUCUGAAGAUACAGACAACGAUGUUAGAUACACAGUUACAUGUUACAGUUAAUCACUUUGUGAAAGAUGUAAAUAUAUACCCAUUUUUCACAUUGCGUUCGAUGUAUGUUGCAGACGACAAUAACGAUGUUGAUCACAUUAGCGCUGAUGACGGAAUACCGAUGAAAAUUAAUGAACAAUGGAACGAACUUCGAGGAAACUUCUUUGCAUUUUACAGACAAUGUAUAUCGAAACACAACACACAAAGUCCAGACAUCAGCAUCAGGAUGAUAUCGUGAUACCAAGAAUAGAAAUGUCAUUAUUGGAUUUGCUUAGAAGCAUCAUCUUGUGAAUCAAGUGUUAGUAAAAUUUAACCUUUAGCCUGCUCAAUUUCAAAAUAAACUUGUCCAUCAUUCAAUUUUGGCAAUACCAUUUAUUAUUCUAAGUGGUGUUCACUGAAAUUUUUCUGAUUAAAUAGUGAACAGUGCAGACCAUGAUCAGACUGAACGGACGUGCAGGUUGAUCUUGGUCUGCACUGGUCGCAAAUGCAGUUCUCAUUUGCCGCCAGCUUGCUAAAAUGUAAUGCUCUCUAACACUUGAACCAUUAGCAGUAGUAUUGAACACGUGAAAUGCACGAUUGACAACACCUAAUUGCUUCAUUUGGAAGAAAAUAUAAAACGUUAAAUAAGAAGAGAUGGUGUUAUUAUAAAUAAGAACUUGUGUCUGUAUAAACACAAUUUCUUUUAUAUGCGCGCCUAAACAGUUUAACGGGCAAAAUUGCAAUUGGUCGUUCUAUUAAACAUACCUGGUAAAGAAGAUAAUAUAUAGUACUUGAAAAUCAAAGAUGUUACUUUAAUAAAUCGAUGUUCAUGAAAAAAUUACAAAAAUAAAAUUUUACGAAA
Molecule: messenger RNA, 2740 nt
Organism: Mercenaria mercenaria
Lineage: Eukaryota; Metazoa; Mollusca; Bivalvia; Venerida; Veneridae
Exons: 1
Coding region: 308-2137 (609 amino acids)
Source: RefSeq, a predicted model, not a curated record